CUGCAACAUACCUUAGCAAAACAGGUAAAAUAUUAAUUAAUUUAGUUGAUUUAUAAACUCCGACAAAACCACUUGUUUACAAGGAAAAUUCAUCUUCAACUGAACCAACAACUUAUCGAAUUUUCGACUUAAUAGUCAACUUUCAAGACAUUUUAAAAUUGUUAAAAGAAAAGAAUUUUGAUAAAAGCUACUUUUAUCAUUCUCAGCAUUUGCAUUGUUUCUUACUUUUCGGGAAGGUUUUUUUACACUUCCUAUAGAGUUUCUUAAAUAACUACCUUUUUACCCUUUUUGUGGCAAUUUCUUUCCAUGUAUCAUGCUUUCUUUGAAAGAUAUAUGUAUACAAGUGGCUCAAAAAUACGUAAACGACAUUGAGGAUAUAGGAGACUACCCUUAUGCUCUACUUGAACCCAUUUUGGAACGAGCUCCCCCCGAUCGUUUGUCGUUGCUUGAAGAGCGAUCUCCCCAUGUCCGGCGAGAAUCUCAAUCCCUAUGGAAACAACAUGUCUUGCGUGAUUUCGCGCUUGAACUGCAACAAUUCAAGGUUCCUGUUCCAUCGACUACUGACUGGCGUUCUUUAUACGAGAGGCUGAAGAAACGGAGACAUACUCAAUACAACGAAGCAUCCGAAAAGCUUCGAAAUGCUUACACGAAGCUUGAACAAACAAAACAAAAUAAACGAAUUGUGCCUCUGGAAAGGGAACCACGUUCUGCCAGACCACAAAAACGACUACGUCCAAUGAAUAAUUAUGCCCCUAAAAGCAAUUAUGCACCUAAAAGCUCACUAAUGACAAAAGCAAGGAACGAUUUUCUAAAGAAAGCAUCUUUUUCGAGACCACCGGUAUCGGGAGCUUCAAACUCCCGCAAUUCGAAUCCUGCUUUACGUCCUUUAGGCUCUUUCCAUAUGGAUAGGCAGCCUAAAACGAAUCCUUAUCCAAUGUCGUCUACAGUCAAACCGUCUGCUGCGUCUAAUUCCCUAAAGCCCAGUUUUAAUUCCAAUAAGUCCCUAUGGCAAUGUCCUUCGACUUUACAGUCAAAUUCUUCUAUUCCAAUUUCAUCACGUUUCCCUAAUUCAUCUCGAAUGUCGAAUCAUCUACCUAAACGCUCUUAAAAUGUGUAUUGGAUAGACUCUCCUAUGUUUGUACAAUGUUUCCUGCUUUUUGGUGCUUAUUUAAUUAAUUUCUUCGCUCUUUUACUUGGUGUUAUUUUGUUUUUUUCCAGUUAAAUUUCCGCUUAAUCCACCCACCAUACAACGUUUAAUUUCUGAGAAGUUAUCCAGUUCAGUCUCUGCCAUGAUCUCUUGUUUGGCCGGUUAUUAUUUAUCUCAUUUCUAAUUAUUUUAUAGAUGCCUUUGGUUAUGAAUUUCUUUGGCUAUCGACGACACUUUAUUUCUUAUAAAUAUCUGUUCAUUAACUCCCGUAAUAUAAUUCAAUAAACUAUUCUGAUCACAAAAAAUUUAGGUUUAUAUUUUAAUAGUUUUCCAAAACCCCGUUCCAACAUUUUGUGUUUGUUUUCCA
Molecule: messenger RNA, 1514 nt
Organism: Schizosaccharomyces octosporus yFS286
Lineage: Eukaryota; Fungi; Ascomycota; Schizosaccharomycetes; Schizosaccharomycetales; Schizosaccharomycetaceae
Product: elongin-A
Exons: 1
Coding region: 314-1108 (264 amino acids)
Biological process (GO): transcription elongation by RNA polymerase II
Cellular component (GO): elongin complex; nucleus
Source: RefSeq, a predicted model, not a curated record